Molecule: messenger RNA, 1467 nt
Organism: Lathyrus sativus (Indian pea)
Lineage: Eukaryota; Viridiplantae; Streptophyta; Magnoliopsida; Fabales; Fabaceae
Source: the annotation of a GenBank genome assembly
AUGGAACUGUUUCUGAGAAGUAAAAACUUCAGUAUGCGAUUUCUAGUUGCUGUUGCUCUUUUAGUGUCUUGUGUUUGUGUGAGUGGAAUCGGUGUAAACUGGGGUACUCAAUGUACGCAUCUUUUGUCACCGACGACGGUUGUGAGAAUGCUGAAAGAUAACGGGAUUCAGAAGGUGAAGCUGUUUGAUGCUGAUCCGAAUAUCCUAGACGCGCUUAAGAAAUCUGGUAUUCAAGUUAUGGUGGGGAUUCCGAAUGACAUGCUUUAUACUCUUGCUAAUAGUGUUCAAGCUGCUGAAAAAUGGGUUUCCAAGAAUGUUUCUGCUCAUGUUUCUUCUGGAGGUGUUGAUAUCAGGUAUGUUGCGGUGGGGAAUGAACCGUUUCUGUCAACAUACAAUGGCACUUUUGAAGCCACUACACUCCCAGCUCUGCAAAACAUCCAGGCAGCUCUCACAAAAGCCGGUUUGAGUACUCGAGUCAAAGUUACCGUCCCAUUAAACGCGGAUGUGUAUAUAAGCUCAACAAAUAACCCAUCCGACGGUGAUUUUAGGCCGGAUAUCAACAACCUCAUGCUGCAGAUAGUCAAGUUCUUGAGCGACAACGGAGCUCCUUUUACUGUAAACAUAUAUCCUUUUAUCAGUCUCUACUUGGAUCCCAGCUUCCCUGUCGAUUAUGCUUUUUUCAACGGCUUUCAGUCUGCUAUAAAUGACAAUGGAAAGAUCUACGACAACGUGUUUGAUGCUAACCAUGAUACACUAGUAUGGGCACUGCAGAAACACGGUUUCGGAAACUUGCCUAUAAUUGUUGGGGAAAUCGGGUGGCCAACCGAUGGAGACAGAAAUGCAAAUCUUCAAAGUGCACAACGCUUUAACCAAGGUUUUAUGUCGAGGUAUGUUUCCGGUAAGGGGACACCGAUGAGGCCUAAUCCUAUAGAUGCCUACUUGUUUAGCUUCAUAGAUGAAGAUAAUAAGAGCAUUCAGCCCGGGAACUUCGAACGCCAUUGGGGGUUGUUUUACUUAGACGGGCAGCCCAAGUACCAACUUAAUCUCGGAACAGGCCGGGCGAAUGGAUUGGUGGCAGCCAGCGGCGUCGAACAUUUGGAAAAAAAGUGGUGUGUGUUGAAACCAUCAGCAAACCUUAAUAGCGAUCAAUUGGCACCAAGUGUGUCAUAUGCCUGUCAAAAUGCGGAUUGUACAAGUCUUGGGUAUGGAACAUCUUGUGGUAAUUUGGAUGUGAAAGGAAAUAUCUCUUAUGCAUUUAACAGCUAUUACCAAGUGAAUGACCAGAUGGAUAGUGCAUGCAAAUUUCCAGGACUUUCAAUGAUCACUGAUAAAGAUCCUUCAUUUGGAACUUGCAAAUUUAGAAUCAUGAUCCAGACAGAUUCUGCUGAGCUAAAUGCGAUGGUUGGAUCAACAACAACAGUACUCCUUGCUUUGGUUGUUUUACUGUUGUGUAAUGUUUCAUUUUGA